Messenger RNA from Syngnathoides biaculeatus (alligator pipefish), 4532 nucleotides. It is a transcript of the gene pgap3, whose product is annotated as post-GPI attachment to proteins phospholipase 3. The transcript has 9 exons. Gene Ontology annotation, cellular component: endoplasmic reticulum membrane. The record is from RefSeq and is a predicted model, not a curated record. NCBI's taxonomy places the organism in Eukaryota, Metazoa, Chordata, Actinopteri, Syngnathiformes, Syngnathidae. Gene Ontology annotation, biological process: GPI anchor biosynthetic process. Bases 102 to 1115 code for a protein of 337 amino acids. Gene Ontology annotation, molecular function: hydrolase activity, acting on ester bonds.
UUUACUGACAUGUUUUCAAAGGCCACUCCGUCCUACUGGUACCGGUACCGUCACGUCCGAGGCCACUUUGCCCAUUCACACGCACAAAUGGCACCUCAAUAAUGCGGCCCGUGGGCUCCCGAACCCCCCGUUGCCGCCGUCGUGUCGCCGUGCCUUCAGCGGCGUCGGCGGUCGUCGUCGUGCUCCUGAUGUCGGCGACCACCGCGGGGGGCUCCCAGGGCGACCGAGAGCCGGUGUACAGGGACUGCGUGAAGCAGUGUGUCCAGAGCAACUGCACCGGAGCUCGGCUACGGCGAUAUCAGACGGCCCAGCCGCAGUACAUGGCGCUCACGGGUUGGAGUUGUCGCGACGACUGUCGCUACGAGUGCAUGUGGACCACGGUGGGCGUGUACCAGGCCGAGGGCUACAGAAUCCCGCAGUUCCACGGCAAGUGGCCGUUCACACGCUUCCUGUGCUUCGAGGAGCCGGCGUCCGCCCUGGCCUCGCUCCUGAACGGCCUGGCGUGCCUUCUCAUGCUGCUGCGCUACCGGAGCACCGUGCCGCGCCAGAGUCCCAUGUUCAACACCAUCAACGCCUUCUCUCUGGUGUCGCUCAACGCUUGGUUCUGGUCUACGGUGUUCCACACACGGGACACGAUCCUCACUGAGAAAAUGGACUAUUUCUGUGCCACCGCAGUCAUUCUGUACUCCAUUUAUUUAUGCUGCGUCAGAACGUUGGGCUUGAGGCACCCGGGGGUGUCCAGCAUCGUGGGGGUGCUGCUCAUCUUGGCCUUCACGUCACACGUGUCCUACUUGACCUUUGUCAGCUUCGACUACGGCUACAACAUGGCCGCCAACACCUCCUUCGGCAUGGUGAACCUGCUGUGGUGGCUGUGCUGGUGCUGGAGGAACCGGCGGACGCUGCCGUACUGGUGGAAGUGCGGCCUGGUGGUCUUGCUCCUUCACGGCCUGGCCCUGCUGGAGCUGAUGGACUUCCCCCCUCUGCUUUGGGUCCUGGACGCGCACGCCAUUUGGCACCUGAGCACCAUCCCCGUGCACUUCCUUUUCUACAGUUUCCUGAUAGACGACAGCCUCUACUUGCUGAACACAGAGAAGCUGGGCGUGAAAGUGGAGUAGGAGACGAGCCCCGUCGUCCGACGCCGCCGCAGCCCUCCGACCGUGGCCGGCGUACAAGUAGCCCCGCCUCCCACGUGACCCGCAUGACACCUUCCAUCAGGCAGAACUGUUUACAUUGUUUUAUUAUUGGUAUUUAUUUGAUGGAUUAUUUUUCCUUUAUAUUUACAUUUGCCUUAUCGUCCAUAUGCGAGAAAAGAGAACGAAGGUGAAAAAUUUAAGAUACUUUUUUUUUUUUUUUUUUUUUUUAAACUGAGUCGAGUCCAAAUGCAGUUUAAGCUUCCAUUCGAUAGGUGGUGCCAAAAUCGCCUGUAAGUGUCUGGGUAACGUGUGUGCCAAAGGUGGAAGAGUGGUGCCCCCCAGCCCCACCCACAGUCCCGUGGAUUGUUCUGGAAAAAAAUCGGGGCAGGUUUGUUUGAAGGUCGUUUUAGCUGACUGAGAUUUUUCUCUUUUAUUUUGUGCCUCUGUUGUCUCCUCUGCUGCUUUUUUUUCGUCUUAUUUCCAUCACCUGCUCCCUUAAUUUUAUUUUUGCUGCUUUUGUUGUUGUUGUUUUUGCUAGAGUGGGAUGUGAAGUCUUUUAUUCACCUGGAUUGCCUUUUUAAGCGUGAGGACAAAUUGAGAAGUACAGGAAGCAUUUCUGAAAGCGUGUUAUACAGUAUAUUAUGAUAUUUCAAGCAAAAUUUGAACAAUUACUUCAGAAAUUUCUUGACUGCUUUUUUUUUUUUUUGUAUGGAUUUCAUUGCUGCAGCGUUCCCUUCACACACUCCCCCAAAACGCCAACAUAUUUCCGUACGUGCACCAGCGCGUCACCAGUUGGAAGUCGCCGCGACCCGGGUGGUCUCCGGUGGGGGGAGGGGGCGCGAGACGCCAGCCCGUCUCCAGGUCAGUGAGGCGGCGGUCUUAAUGAUUCACACGUCGAUAUUUUGUGUUCGGAAUCGGGGUCACGCCUUUCCGUUUUGAGACGCGACAAUGGCCGCUACGUAUUGUGAUCGCGCACAAUCGGAUGGUUCCUGAAUGUUAUGACUGGGGCGUGAGUCAAAGUACACCCUUGUGACAAUUUAAUGGGAUACAUGUACAGUGGUGCCUUCAGAUGCAAAUGGCCCGACUUAAAAGUUCUUCAAGAUACAAAUCGGAAGUAAACAAGCCGUCAAAAAGCAGCCUUCAAGCUGUCAAACUAAACAACAAGCACACAACUUUUUCUUCCGCUAGCUUGACGCUAGCACACAACGUAAACACCAUGAUAGGGCUAACAGAUAAGCAUCAAACGUCGCAAUGUUGUAAGACGGAUAUUUGAACACAAAUGGUGCAUCAAGACCACUGAUCUAAAAAGAAAAAAGACUGGAUAGCGCAUACACAUCGGGCGGUAUGUCGAUUGGUUGAAGCUAGUUGGCCGCCAUCUUGGUACUCCCAAAAUAUGUGGAGGACAUGGUUUACAGGUUGGAUUAUGCCGAGGUUUUUCCUCAAGGUUUGGGACGUAGAGUUAUAUCUGGUCGUGUGAGCUUGACAUUUUUUCAAUUCUGGUAAUAUGAAGUAUUUUUAAUUUGACUUGGUAAGCCAAAAAGGAAAGUGCAAAGGAAAGACACAGAACACCGUGACUACCAAAAAACCUUGAAUAUUAUUAUCUCGGGCCCGAUUUCUGUGACAUGUUAACUUUUCCCAAAAUACGCCGUGAAGCAAUAUCAUCAUAACAUAGCAAAAAACUAAGCAUUUUUUUGUCAUAAAAACAUUUAAUUUGAAGUCAAUCAGUUAGAUAUAUUUUUGGAAAUAUGGAAAAAUACAUGCUAAACACAUUGUUCAUUUGUUGUCUCUGCGACGUCCUAUUUCAGAGAGAAAAUUGAAACUUUUUUCCUCGCAUUUGAAAUUCAAAUUCAAUUUGCAGAGUUCUGUAUUAUAAAAUUCAUCAAAAAUUUCACAGAAAAUGUGUUUUCUUGCUUAUCCACAGAUGAAGUUUGGGAAAAUAUUGACGUGGCUUUUUUGCGAAAAACCGUCAAAAAUAUAAAAGCUGAAGCAGAGAGUGAAUAGUGAACAACAACAACCUUAAACAAAACUUUGUUCGAGUGAAUUAAGCUCAUCAGAAAAUUAAAAAAAGAAACUUUACAAACAAACUUUGACAGUGUCAAAGUAAAUCUUUCGAACUUACCUGUGGAAUGUUUCUCACAGCCAUGAAAUUGGCGAUUAACGCACAAGUCGGUAUGCUUGUUUUGGGAGUAUCAAGAUGGCAGACGGCGACUUCAGUUUUUAGAUCAGUGUUCAACACGUCAACCAGACAGUAAAGCAAACAUCACAGGCGUAUCUUCGUUGUCCUCUGCAAAGAACAACUACAACUAUGACACUGAGGAGAGAGCGUGUCCAUUUUUAAGCUGUAUGUAUUUAUAAUACUGCCCCCUGAUGGGCAAGGCAGACAUGAAGCGCAGCACAAUGUCCAUUGAAUUAACGCCCCAGAAAUGUGGCACACUGCCCACCGGUGGCCAAGGCGUGCACACCAGGAGUCGCAAUGAACUCAUAAUGCACAAAUGAAUUCUUUACAUAUUGUCAACACUGUUUUUAAAAGUAUAUUCGCAAAAAAAAAAUCAGCUCUAUGACUGUGAUGUGACAAACUCAUCUCAAGGCACCACUGUGUACAUGUACAUCAGAUGCGUGCAGUGGAACUUUUUAUGGAAUAAUUCAGCUUUUAAUGCGCAUUUCACAGCUUAGUUAUGCGCAAGUUCUUGUGUACCUAAUAAAUUGGCAAGUGAGCGUUUACAUCAGUGAGCGGAGGGAUUGAUUUCGCUUCGUCAAUAGCUUUCAACCGAGGUUGGGCAAGUCAUAAACGGGGGGGGGGCGUUUAUGAUUAAUAUUUCAAAUCUUUGAUAUUCACGGGUGGAUUUCUUUGUACAAGCUAAAAUGAACAUUUAAAUCCCAACGAAAUCUUGUCAGCGCUGUAUUUUAUGCCAUCACGUUGGUUGACCAUGAAGUGGAUAUAUUGUUAUUGCGCAAAAAUAUUGCAACACUCCCACCCCCCCAUUUUCCUUUUUGUACACGCCACAUCCCUCCUCAGUGCACAUCCACUGCGCCCUGGGCGAAACGCCACCUCACGAAAUUCACAGCCCCAAAAAAAAAAAAAAAAAAAAACCCAUGACAUUUUAAGAUGUUGAAAAAAAAAAAAUAAAUAUUUGUUGAUUAAGAGUUGAGGCUCGCUUGUGUUUGUGUAGAAACGGGGGUGUCGCGGGCCACGUUGUAGUCACGGUUCCCCUCAGAAACCAUAAAAAAAUCUUCAACUGCUAUAUCAUAACAUGAAAUAUAUGAGCUAGUUCUGGAAUCAGAAAUCGAGCGUAAUGGGUUAUGUUGAUGUUUAGUCGCACAAAAAUGCCUGCAAUGUCUCGUGAUCGUUUGAAACUUUGGUACAGAUUAGAUCAAAAGUCAUGGAAGUUGAUACAUAUG